Stegostoma tigrinum is the source of this 5524-nucleotide messenger RNA. It is a transcript of the gene septin2, whose product is annotated as septin 2. The record is from RefSeq and is a predicted model, not a curated record. The transcript has 13 exons. Gene Ontology annotation, molecular function: GTPase activity; GTP binding; molecular adaptor activity. Lineage: Eukaryota; Metazoa; Chordata; Chondrichthyes; Orectolobiformes; Stegostomatidae. The coding region runs from base 285 to 1487 and encodes 400 amino acids. Gene Ontology annotation, cellular component: cell division site; microtubule cytoskeleton; synaptic vesicle. Gene Ontology annotation, biological process: cytoskeleton-dependent cytokinesis; regulation of exocytosis; cell division.
AUGCGUGAUUGAGUUGAAUGGUGAGAGUGGUUAGUGAAGUGUUGAGUUUCUCUCAUGAACCAAGGCUGUGAUGUGGAUUCAUGUUGAAAGCAAAUAACGGGGUCACUUAAACUUUGCUUGUGUUCAGCCAGCUUAGAAAGUCUGACAGAUCUAUUUGUUUUGCUGCUGCUUUAUAGAUCAGCUGCUGGGGAAAUCUCCAGUUCAUCCUGAUGUGUCUCACCAUAAACUUUUCUGAAAUAUUUCUUCUGCAAGGUUUACUGAUGUGAGAACUUCCCAACUCUACGAUGUCACAAUCUUCAGACAAGUUUAAGAUGCUACAGCAACAGCAGCAACAACAACAGCUGUUACAACAACAGCAGCAGCAGCAGCAAGCUCAAUUCUCAAACCCAGAGACUCCUGGCUAUGUGGGAUUUGCCAAUCUCCCUAAUCAAGUGCAUCGUAAAUCUGUGAAGAAGGGGUUUGAAUUCACACUCAUGGUAGUUGGUGAGUCUGGCUUGGGCAAAUCGACGUUAAUAAACAGCCUCUUUCUGACUGACCUCUAUCCUGAGAGAGUUAUACCUGGAGCUGCAGAGAAAAUUGAAAGAACAGUCCAGAUUGAAGCUUCGACUGUUGAGAUUGAGGAACGUGGUGUGAAGCUGCGCCUGACUGUGGUCGACACACCAGGAUACGGGGAUGCUAUCAACAGCCAGGACUGUUUUAAGACAAUUAUUUCAUAUAUUGAUGACCAGUUUGAGCGGUACCUUCAUGAUGAAAGUGGAUUGAACAGACGGCAUAUUAUUGACAACCGGGUCCACUGUUGCUUUUAUUUCAUAUCUCCUUUUGGUCAUGGACUGAAGCCCCUGGAUGUGGAGUUCAUGAAAGCUAUACACAAUAAAGUGAAUGUUGUUCCUGUCAUUGCAAAGGCAGACACCCUUACACUGAAAGAAAGAGAGAGACUCAAAAGAAGGAUCCUCGAUGAGAUAGAGGAACACAGUAUUAGGAUAUACCACCUUCCAGAUGCGGAGUCUGAUGAGGAUGAGGAUUUCAAGGAGCAAACCCGAACCCUUAAGGCCAGUAUUCCUUUUGCUGUGGUUGGAUCAAAUCAGUUGAUUGAGGCAAAAGGUAAAAAAGUCCGAGGGCGUCUGUAUCCAUGGGGAGUGGUGGAGGUGGAGAAUCCAGAGCACAACGAUUUCUUGAAGCUAAGAACAAUGCUCAUCACACACAUGCAGGACCUGCAGGAGGUGACCCAGGAUCUUCACUAUGAAAACUUCCGCUCGGAGCGUCUCAAACGGGACGGCAGGUUGUCUUCACAUGGUUACAUUCUCCCUCUGUCUCCUUCGAAAGGGGAAGAGCUUCCUCAGGAUAAGGACCAGAUUCUGCUGGAGAAGGAAGCUGAGUUGCGCCGCAUGCAGCAGAUGAUUGCCCAGAUGCAGGCUCAAAUGCAGAUGCAAAUGCAGAAACCAGGAGGAGAUGGAGAUAGCAGUAGUGUGCACAGUCAGCAUGUCUAAUCUGGAGAACAAAGAUUGAAGAUCACCUUGAAGCAGAGAUGGAGAGGGAUUUAGAGCGUGGAUGAUAAUGGUAGCCAGUGUUGACAGCUAGUUUUAAUAUUUAGUUCACAAUGCAGUAUUGUAAUGUUUUGUACUCUUAUUUUUGCCAAUUUUUAAAACUGUGGUAGUUUCUCUUUUUAUGUAUUGUACUGUGAUGAUCUUCCAUUACACCUUUUUCUUUGUUAAUUUUUGUACCCAUGAAGUUGUAGCUUUCUAGUAUGAAGUAUUAACAACACUGGUUAAGGGUGCAAAAGCCACUAUUAUCGGUAAAACAUUUGCUUAUAAAGGAACUGUAGCCUAUUCUAUUAAAUAAUACAACCUGGUUUAAUGUGCAAGGUGGGGAAGGUGUGGAGAGAUGAAUCGGGUAUUGCUGCUCCAUUGUCUACUGCAGAAAGAUGCAGAUUGUGUGCUUUGUUUCUGGACCUUAAUGUUUAAUACUCUUUUAUGGUGAUGGAUCAGAUUACUGUCUGUCGAAACAACAGUUACUGCAUGCUUUCUUUUCUCUAUUGUGUUCUGCACAAUAGUUUCUCUCCUCACGGGGCUUAGAAUUAAGUUAUUCCUCAAGUACAACGGUUUAAUGAAAGUCUAGUUUGAUGCCCUUUUUAGUUGAUGACUUGUUCCUUUGCUGCGAGUACUUCUUGCUAAGGGAUAGUCCUGUGAUUCUACUUGGCAGACAGUGAUUUGACAAGCUUGCUCUUUUAAUGGUGUCGGCUCGUGACAGUGAAUAUAGAUGUCUCUUGGCAGAAAACCUUACGUUGAGUUUCCCUUGGAUAAUUCUAAAUUGCCUUAUUUGAAGAGUGGUGGGAGGGUAAAAAGCAUGUCCUGCCUUCAUCGAAGGAGGGAGAUGGUGGCAUUUCGUAAUUGCUCCUGUUUCCUACAAGCCAAUGUUGUCUUCUCACAAGCUGCUUCUUUUUAUAAGAGAUGUGUACCUAUGAAAACUGUCCUUUUUUUAAACAUGGCCACUAAACUAGGUAGAACCUUUUGAAUAACUGGGCAAGAGCUUUGUUUACCUCAUGAUACUUAAAGAUAAAUAAUCCACAGAAUUCUCCAGCAUAUUGUAUUUUAAUUUACUUAUCCCUUUGUAUCUUCACUCAGUAAAAUGUUUUUAUGUCCUGUAGAAAUGGUGCAAUAUGUAUGCUGCUAGACUAUGCAAUAACAUCAAUGCUGUUGUAAUGUCUUCAGCGCAUUGUCACCAUUUGACCUGAUCCUUCACUCAUUUACCACUUUGGCAUUGGCUGGAUGGCUGGUCUGUGAUACAGAGUGCCGCCAACAGUGUGGGAUAAACUCCCACACCAGUUGAGGUUACCAUGAAGGACUCUCCUCCUCAACCUCUUCCCCUUCACCUGAGGCUCUUGUGCUCGAAUGGGAGAGCAGCUCUGUGGUCACUUUACCUUGCCUUUGACUGGGAAACUGCACACACAAGAUCUGAAGCUAUUUGUAUUAAAUACCUUCAGAUAUUUCAUUUUCAGUCCCAUAACAAACCUGUCUGCAGCCUGACAGAAAUACCCAUUUCAAAAAUCUGCAAUCUGUCCUUGUGCUCACACCAGAUUCAUCACAGGCUAUAUUCAAGUGUUACUAUGGUUUUUGAAUAGAACAUAGCUAUUUGCCUCCUUCUACUCUGCUGUAAUGAUUGCCUUUGCCUUUGUUAGGCUUUGAACUAGCUUCCUAACUGGUUAUUAGUGUGAUUGGUUAUAGUGUAUCCAACUUGCACAAGUACAGAAAUGUCAGAGACCUUAAACAUUUUACAAAGAAAACUGUCAUUAUUGAUAGAAAAUCUGAAUGAAGUAAAUUCCUUGCCAAUUGUUCAGACUUGGGUCAGAGCUUGUGCUUUUAAUUUUCCUGUUGCUCAAUGGUCUUGAGAGAUUACUUUGUACUUAUUGUUUUUGAAUUUAUUGCCUGGAAGUUUAGUUUGUUGAACACCUCCAAAUGCAUUUUUUUUCAAGAACUGGGCAUUUCAAAAAAAAAUGCUGCCUCAAUGAAUGUAGCAGAAAAAAUAGGAUGUUGCAUUUUCACACCCGGAUGGUUCUUAAUAUCCUAUUGUAAUACUGCAAAUGUAGUUUAUGCUUAUUCUUGCACAUUUUUGGUUUCUGAAUUGCUUGCAUGGCUCAUAUACCUGUACUUUUGGAGUAGCUGGAUUUUCGUUACAAGGUCCUAAUGUUUUAAAUCUCUCUCAAAGAAAAAUGCCAACUAAAGGUUAGACCAGUAGGAGCAGGGUUUUCUUGUGGGCUACAUAAAUGAAGACCUGCAGCCUCUGAUUGAGGAAAGUUGCUGUAAAGUCUGAAUCUAAAAUCCCUACUUCCAUUCCCAGUCUGAGUAUAACUCAAAGUUGCUAGUUUUAUCAGACUUUGGAUUUACUAAUCAGUGAGCUAACUGUGAAGAAAAACCCUUUCCAAAUAUGAGGGCAUGAUAAAAGGCAAGGGCAGUUGGGAUAGCUGACAGUGCAGACAUAUGGAAGAGCUGAAUAUUAUAAUAUUUGGAGGAGUGGGUGCUAGUGGAAUGAAAGCAGUUGAAGAGAUUUGGAUGAUUGACAGGUUGUGGUGAUCACAGUGGAGUGGAAUAUGGAUUGGCAUGAAGGUAUUUUGGUUGCUGAAUUAAGAAUUAGUCUUCCAUCUCAAACGUCUGACAACUUAUGGUUCUUGUAAUGAGAGGCACAAGUCUAUCACUGCGAGAAAUGAGUAGUGUGCCUUGGGCCAUAGUGAAUUCACUUCAGAUGACACAGCUCCCUAGUCCUCCAUAAACAUUCUUUGUACUUGCAGUUGCAUAUGUUUAGGUCUGUAUUUUUUCUUUAAACACUUGCUUGACACGAAAGCCAUUGUUUUUAUUUAAUUGGCAAAUUCUGUAAUUGGUGAAAAAGGGCCUGUCCCAAAGUGUGAAUAUGUUGUUCCUUGACCUAGUGUAAUUAGUUCUUUGCCAUGUUAUAAUGUCACAUACAUCCGCCCACUCUUGUAGAAAUGUCUGAUACCGAACAUUAAUAUACUGUGAAUCCAAAAAGUUUCUCGCUAUCACAGGAGUGUAUAAAGUCAUAGUAGUAAGGUUGCAUAGUCAAUUACUGUUGUCUGCAUUUAGUUUUCAGAUUGGCUCAGAUUUGUAAACUGGUGUACAAAUGAGUACUGGAAAUGUGAUUUUGUUGUCGUUUUCACAAUUUUGAACUUAAAAUAUUAAACAAACAACGAUGUAGUUGUAGAGUUGGCCAACUGCCUUGGUGAAAUGUCAUAAUAUCACUUUCUAAAUGAACUUUGAAAAAUGGGACAAUAGGGAGGAAAAGGUCAUUUAUGUACCCAACUAAUAACUAAAACUGUUUUACGUUGAAGCUGUUAUUCCUGAUGCUAGAGUGUAUGGUACAAGUUGCCUUAGAAAUAUGAUGCCAGCCUAUUGUGAGACUGAAACAAGAAACUUGCUUGGUUCCUAUCACUGGAGUAAUUUCCAAUACUAAUUCAAAUAUUCCCUUGACUUCGUAAUUUCAGUGAAAAAUUGCUAAAAAUUCAGACUUUGUUUGUAUUUUGGUUUAAUAUUGAUUUUAGAAGAGGGGAAAUCUGAGGUCAUUAUGAGGGGAGCUACAGUUCUCACAAUUAUGCAAAUUGUUGCUGGGUAAUUCUGGAAGGGUUGUGUAUUUUUCUGAUUUGUUACUUUCCGUCCUGGAGUGCCACUGAUUCAUUUCGGCAUCAAGUUGCCAAGUUGUCGAGCUUUUUUUACUGCCAAAAUAUUGACUGCCUGUGUUACUUUCACGUGUUUUUGAAGUCUUGGAUUUCAGAAUCUAUUUUGGAAUUGUUAACCAUUUCAGUAUUGUGCCCCAUUGCAAUGUAUGAAUUCUCUAGUGAUGCUGGAUUCUGUCAGAGUAUUGCCUGAUUUAGCCUGUAGGUCAACUGUAUCUGUUGGUAUGCUGAAGUUAAGGCAGUACCAAUGAAACAAUCCUGCCUGACUGGUAAGUUUAACAAUGUCAUUACAUGUAUAUUCUUGUUCACUAAAAUGUCACAAUAAACUUGCACAAAACACCCAAA